UAUUGCCUGCCCUUUGUAUUUUUCUUGUUUAGUUCCAGCUUGUAAGUAUUCAUUCAAAUAAAUAGGAAAUACAAUAACCGAUUUGGUAAUGGCAAAACAGUUAGCCCAUUUCAGUUUAUUAGCCCUUGCUUUCUGUUGUUUGGCCUCUGCCUGCGAACCCAAACCCUUACAAGAUUUCUGUGUAGCUGAUCCAGGUAGCUCAGUUUAUGUAAAUGGCAUGGUGUGCAAGAAUCCAAUGGACGUUCAAGCGAAUGAUUUCUACUUUAGUGGGCUACAACUUAUGGCCAACACAUCGAACCCUUGGGGAUCAAGGGUGACACCAGUGACGGUAGCUCAGUUACCUGGGCUCAACACAUUAGGACUCUCGAUGAUACGCAUUGACUAUGCACCUUGGGGAAUCAACCCUCCUCACACUCACCCACGAGCCACUGAGAUCAUCACCGUAAUAGAAGGCUCCAUAGAGGUUGGUUUUGUUACUUCAGAUCCAGGGAAUCGUCUUAUCACUAAGGUACUAUAUAAGGGUGAUGUGUAUGUCUUCCCAAUAGGACUAGUUCACUUUCAACGUAACGUUGGAAACAACAAUGCGGUGGUGAUUGGUGCAUUAAGUAGUCAAAACCCGGGUGCUAUAACAAUGGGGAAUGCUGUUUUUGGAUCAAACCCACAAAUUUCGGGUGAAUUUCUAGCUAAAUCUUUCCAAGUGGACAAGCAGUUGGUAGAUCAAAUAAAGGCAAAGUUCUAAAACAACCGCCAAAAGAAGAAUCCGAAAAAAAAAAGCUUGUGCAUAACUUGUUUGCAUAUGUGACUUCACAUCUCAUUUUUUGUGUCAGAACUGAAUGUUAAUGUCCGGAUUGUUUAUUUCUUUGUUCAUUUAUUCCAUCUAAAACAGAAGUUUGGUUCUUUUUCUUUAAUCUGAAAAGUUUUUUCCUUGUUUAAGGGUUGCCCCGAGAUGGCAAGCCUUUUUUUGCUCAUUGUAGCGGUCUAACCGAUGACUAUAAUCUAUUGAGAGACACUUCGGUUCA
Molecule: messenger RNA, 1019 nt
Organism: Erigeron canadensis
Lineage: Eukaryota; Viridiplantae; Streptophyta; Magnoliopsida; Asterales; Asteraceae
Product: putative germin-like protein 2-2
Exons: 2
Coding region: 89-739 (216 amino acids)
Cellular component (GO): cell wall
Molecular function (GO): manganese ion binding
Source: RefSeq, a predicted model, not a curated record